CCUUUUUCUUUUGUCCAUUACCAAAUAAAUUAGUUCGUCUUCCCUUUAUAAAUUCCCUCCCUUUCUCAUCUCGUUUUUAGGCCGUGCUUUUUCUCAUUCUCUAACAUUCGCAAACCAAACCCGCUUUCUCCCUCGCUUUUUUCCAAGAAAAUUUUCGAAACCGAAAAAAAAGAUGCAUGCCCAAAUAUCCGAAUCCGAGCAACAGCAACUCCUCGAGAAACUCGAAGUCUUCAAGAUCAAAGGCAAAGACAAACAAGGCCGCAAGAUCCUCCGUAUAAUCGGAAAAUUCUUACCUGCUCGGAUAGUGAGUGUUGACGUUCUGAAGAAGUAUCUGGAGCAGAAAAUAUAUCCAAAAUUAGGAAAGAAGCCAUUCUCGGUGUUAUACGUUCAUACCGGAGUUCAACGGAGCGAGAAUUUUCCGGGAAUCUCAGCCCUCGGAUCGAUCUAUGAUACUAUUCCGAUCAACGUUAAGGAGAAUCUCGAGGCCGUCUAUUUUGUUCACCCGGGACUGCAGGCCAGGCUCUUUCUUGCCACCUUCGGCCGCCUACUUUUCAGCGGAGGGUUGUAUGGUAAGCUAAGGUACGUGAGCAGGGUUGAUUAUCUGUGGGAACACGUGAGAAGGAACGAGGUUGUGAUACCUGAGUUCGUUUUUGAUCAUGAUGAGGAUUUGGAGCACCGUCCGAUGAUGGAUUAUGGAUUGGAGAGCGAUCAUCCUAGGGUGUAUGAUGCACCUACACUAGAUUCCCCUGUUUCUAUGUACUCCAUGAGAUGUAUCUCAUAGGAAACUUAAAAAAAAAAAAAAAAAAUUGUAUACAGAAAAAAAGAAAAAAAAAAGAAAAAAAGAAAAAAAAAAGAAGAGUGAAUGUGGAAUUUUCAAUUGGAUUAGCUUGAAAUUGAAAUUUCAAAGCGUGCAUAUGAAAUCAGUUGAAUCC
Molecule: messenger RNA, 932 nt
Organism: Ziziphus jujuba (common jujube)
Lineage: Eukaryota; Viridiplantae; Streptophyta; Magnoliopsida; Rosales; Rhamnaceae
Exons: 3
Coding region: 173-781 (202 amino acids)
Source: RefSeq, a predicted model, not a curated record